Colletotrichum phormii is the source of this 696-nucleotide messenger RNA. RefSeq names its product Molybdopterin cofactor biosynthesis C domain-containing protein. Gene Ontology annotation, biological process: Mo-molybdopterin cofactor biosynthetic process. NCBI's taxonomy places the organism in Eukaryota, Fungi, Ascomycota, Sordariomycetes, Glomerellales, Glomerellaceae. The record is from RefSeq and is a predicted model, not a curated record. Bases 1 to 696 code for a protein of 231 amino acids. The transcript has a single exon.
AUGUUCAUGAGCACGCCCAUCAGCUUGAACCCGGCACCUUCACGCCGUCCUCUAGGCGCGCCAGGGGUACCCAUCCACCUCCUCGCCUCAACACAUCACAACUCCCAACUCAGACUCUUCUCCUCAACCACCACCCGCCGCAACGACGACUCCUUCGACGAUAGCAAGGCUAGCAACAACAACAAAGAAAACAAGACACAAACCCCCAAAUCAUCCCUAACACACAUCUCCCCCACAGGCUCAGCCCACAUGAUCUCCAUCGCCACCAAACCCCCCACAGCCCGCAUCGCCAAAGCAGCCUGCACAAUAACCUUCUCCUCCCCCUCCCCCAUCAACCUCAUCCGCGCCUCCCAGAUGAAAAAGGGCGACGUCCUCGGCACAGCGCGCAUCGCAGGCAUCAUGGCCGCCAAGCGCACCCCCGACAUCAUCCCGCUGUGCCACCCGAUCCUGCUCUCCCAUAUCAGCGUCGAGGUCGAGCCGGCUAGCAACGCCGAAAAUGAGACGGUGAUUUGUGUCGAGGCGACGGUCGAGUGUGAGGGCAAGACGGGGGUCGAGAUGGAGGCUUUGACGGCUGCUGGGGCGGCGGCGUUGACGGUGUAUGAUAUGUGUAAGGCUGUUGAUAAGGGGAUGGUUAUUGGCGGGUUGAGAGUUGUGUUGAAGGAUGGAGGGAAGAGUGGGCGGUGGGAGAUGCCUUGA